Cicer arietinum (chickpea) is the source of this 1853-nucleotide messenger RNA. Its product is annotated as serine carboxypeptidase-like. NCBI's taxonomy places the organism in Eukaryota, Viridiplantae, Streptophyta, Magnoliopsida, Fabales, Fabaceae. Gene Ontology annotation, cellular component: vacuole. The record is from RefSeq and is a predicted model, not a curated record. Gene Ontology annotation, biological process: proteolysis. Gene Ontology annotation, molecular function: serine-type carboxypeptidase activity.
CUCUCUCUCUCUCAUUCAUUCUCCCUUUUUAUUUGCACGCAAAGCAACGCAACUCGCAACGCAAACAAUUCUCUCGGGAAAUGUGGUACUUCACGAUCACCACCACGACGUUGUGGUCCCCUCUUGUGCUUCUCCUCCUCCUGUGGUCCCCACCACCAUCCUCCGCCUCUACCUUCAACCAUGGCGAAACGGUCAAGAACCUUAUAAGAAACCUCAACCUCUUCCCUCCUCACGAUAUCAACAUCCUCGCCAAUCCCAAUGUGGUACCCACAGAUAAGAAUAACAAGAUCGUCGAGAAGCCGCUUAGGUUCCCAAACUUCUCCGGCGAAGGCGAAGGAAUCUCCCUCGAUGACUUGGCUCACCGCGCUGGCUAUUACCCUCUUCAACACUCUCAUGCUGCAAAGAUGUUUUACCUUUUCUUUGAAUCUCGGAUCAACAAGAAGGAUCCUGUUGUGAUAUGGUUGACUGGAGGACCAGGCUGUAGCAGUGAAUUGGCUGUGUUUUAUGAAAAUGGUCCUUUCAAAAUUGCUAACAAUAUGUCCCUUGUUUGGAAUGAAUUUGGUUGGGACAAGGUAUCUAACCUCCUGUAUGUUGACCAACCAACUGGAACUGGCUUUAGUUACAGCACUGAUACGCGUGAUAUUCGUCAUGAUGAAGACGGUGUCAGCAAUGACCUCUAUGAUUUCUUACAGGCCUUCUUUGCUGAACAUCCUGAGUAUGCUGAAAAUGACUUUUUUAUUACCGGGGAAUCAUAUGCUGGACAUUAUAUCCCGGCCUUUGCUGCUCGUGUUCACAAGGGAAACAAAGCUAAAGAAGGAAUUCAUAUAAACUUGAAGGGAUUUGCCAUUGGUAAUGGGCUCACUGAUCCUGCAAUUCAGUAUAAGGCUUACUCAGAUUAUGCACUUGACAUGGGCAUAAUUAAGCAAGCUGAUUAUGAUCGCAUCAACAAAGUGAUGCUUCCAGCCUGCGAAUUGGCAAUCAAACUAUGUGGCACUGAUGGAAAAAUCGCAUGCACAACUUCAUAUUUUGUUUGUAAUACUAUAUUCAAUUCCAUCAUGUCACAUGCUGGUGAUAUCAAUUACUACGACAUCAGAAAGAAGUGUGAGGGGAGUCUUUGCUAUGAUUUUUCAAACAUGGAGAAGUUCCUGAACCAAGGAUCUGUUCGGGAUGCACUAGGGGUUGGGGAUAUUGAUUUUGUGUCUUGUAGCUCUACAGUUUAUCAGGCUAUGCUGGUGGAUUGGAUGAGGAAUCUCGAAGUUGGUAUUCCUGCACUUCUUGAGGAUGGAAUCAAUAUGCUUAUUUAUGCUGGGGAAUAUGAUCUCAUCUGCAACUGGCUUGGUAAUUCAAGAUGGGUUCAUGCCAUGGAAUGGUCUGGCCAGAAUGAAUUUGUUGCCUCAUCUGAAGUUCCGUUCACAGUUGAUGACUCAGAAGCUGGAUUAUUGAAGAAUUAUGGACCUUUAAGUUUCCUAAAGGUUCAUGAUGCGGGACACAUGGUUCCAAUGGACCAGCCCAAGGCUUCCUUAGAAAUGCUGAAGAGGUGGACUCAAGGAACCCUUUCCAGGUCUGGAGAUGAUGCAGAAGUAUUGGUUGCAGAGUUGUAAUCUCUUAUUGCAAUUAGUUUACAACAACUUGAUUCAAUGAAAAAAAGAAUUUAAAGCAGUGAUGUUUUGUUCAACUAAAGUAAAUUCAUACUAUCCAAAUUGACAUAGAAUCAAGGCAAUGCAAGAAAAUAUUUAUGGUAGACUUUUAUGUCUGUAAUGUAUAUAUGCUAGUUUGGUCAAAUCUGAGGUGCAAGUUGCUUACGCCCAAACUUGCCCAAACUUAUUCUAAUGCUUCCCCUAUGUUAGAAGAUA